This is a messenger RNA of Gossypium raimondii (Peruvian cotton), 756 nucleotides long. Its product is annotated as probable receptor-like protein kinase At2g39360. The transcript has 2 exons. Gene Ontology annotation, molecular function: transmembrane receptor protein tyrosine kinase activity; ATP binding. NCBI's taxonomy places the organism in Eukaryota, Viridiplantae, Streptophyta, Magnoliopsida, Malvales, Malvaceae. Gene Ontology annotation, biological process: protein autophosphorylation. Gene Ontology annotation, cellular component: plasma membrane; plasmodesma. The record is from RefSeq and is a predicted model, not a curated record. Bases 1 to 756 code for a protein of 251 amino acids.
AUGGAGAAUGGGACACUCAAGAAUCAUCUAUAUGGCUCAAGUCAUCCAGGCUUGAGUUGGAGACAGAGGCUCGAGAUAAGCAUUGGAUCAGCCAAAGGACUUCACUAUCUUCAUAUCGGUUCAACAAAGUCAGUAAUUCACCGGGAUGUCAAGUCUGCUAACAUACUACUCGACAAGAAUUUCAUGGCUAAAGUUGCUGAUUUCGGUCUAUCAAAGACCGGUCCAGAUAUUGAUCGGACACAUGUGAGUACGGCGGUGAAAGGAAGCUUUGGAUAUCUCGACCCGCAAUACUUGACAACGCAAAAACUAACAGAGAAAUCAGAUGUUUACUCCUUCGGUGUAGUUUUGCUUGAAGUCCUUUGUGGAAGGCCAGUUAUCGAUCCAUCCCUUCCGAGAGAAAAGGUGAAUUUAGUCGACUGGGCAUUGAAAUCUCGCUGCAAUGGGAGAUUGGAAGACAUUGUAGAUCCUAGUGUUGUUGGUGAAAUAAAAAAAGAGUCUUUAAACAAGUCUUGGGAGAUAACUGAGAAAUGUUUGGGGAAAUAUGGAAUUUAUAGGCCUUCAAUGGGAGAUGUCCUAUGGAACUUGGAGUCUGCACUUCAACUUCAAGGGAAUGAAACAAAAACCAAUCACAAUGGUGAGCUUUCUUCCGAAAUCAGCCAUGGCGGGCACUCGGAAACAAGCUUAGAGUUCAGCCGAACCGGUAGCGUAGGCGAACUUGCUGGUGUUUCAAUGACUACAGUUUUGCUCAACUGUUGA